GUGACCAGGCAGCAAGAGCAGGUGGUGCUUGGUCACGUGAUGUUGUUAGCCGAGGCUGAGGAGCAGCAACAUCUGAGCUAAAUCAAAGCCCACAUCUCUCUCUGCAUUGAAAGGCCUGCAGCUGACACGCCACCAACCAUCAGACAGAAUGUCAUAUGGAUCCAUUGACGGAGGCUCUUUUGGCAGCCGCAACCCGUUUGGAGGUCCUACAAGGCAGGGCUACCAGCCAGUAGCCACACAGGUCAGCCCCUCAGAACUGCAAGAUGUGUUUCAGGAGACCUCCUCCAAUAUCUUCCAGAUCAAUGCCAACGUUGUCACACUAGAGAAGAAUCUUCAAUCACUGGGGACAUCUAGAGAUACAGCAGAGCUACGACAGAGUCUACACUCUUUGCAGCAGCAAACCAACAAAGUCAUCACCAGCACAAGCCAACUCAUCAAACAGCUCUCUGAUAUAAUCAGUGGCUCUUCACGGCAAGACCGCCUGCAUCUGACUAGACUAAAGACCGAACUCUCAGAGUCUGUGCAGCGCUAUGGGGAUCUGCAGAAGAAAAUUGCAGAGCGUUCAAGGGCCUUGCUCCCUCCAGCACAGAAAGAUACGAAGAAGAGUCCUCAGACCAAGUCAACUGAGCAGAUUGAGGAGGUUCCACUGUUUGGAGAAGCAUUAGGUUCAGAUGGAGGGGCUCAGGCUUUCCUGUCUGAGAUCAGCGAGGAGGACGUGGAGGUGCUUCGCCAAAGGGAGGAGGCCCUGCUGCAGAUUGAAAGAGACAUGCUGGACGUCAGUCAAGUCAUGAAGGAUCUGGCUAGUAUGGUCCAUGAACAAGGAGACGCCAUAGACAGCAUUGAAGAUUACAUCCAGACUUCAUCAUCCAAUGUGGAAUCAGCCAAUCAGGAGCUUGCAAAGGCCAACCAAUACCAGAGGCAGCUGAGGAAGAGGAAGUGCUACCUCCUGUUGACUGGAGCCAUUGUCCUCAUCAUCCUCAUCAUCAUCAUUGCUGUUUCAGCAAGAAAAUAAGAGCACCCACUGUGGUAGCUGCUGUCAUUACCGUGUCACCACAGUGCUCCUGCCCAGUCUGAUCCCUGACCUGAGCAGCUGGUUUCCAGUAGGAGGGAGCUGCCCUGCAACAACAUCUCUACUCCAUCAUCCCUGCCUCUGUUUACAUGUGCACCAGUCUGGGGACGGAGGCCUCUCUCAGCAUACCAAUUUGUCAAGAGCGCCACCCAGUCGGAGCCUCUCAUGUAAUUAUCAUUGUGCUUAUUUUUCUUUUUUUUGGUUGUUAAUGUUUUCUGUGACUCAAAUGUUAUCAUCAAAGUUCAAGUAACAAAUGUGAAUUUAAGGACAAGAAGCACAAGCUGUGUUGUUUCCUGUGGAGUGGUAACUAAUGUAUAUCACAAACCUUCAGCUCCUCACUGUGUUUUAUCAGAAAACCAGAGAGUUUCAGGGUGAGACAAGGCAGCUUGAGCUUUACACCUUUCACUGCUGUACUGUAUGCUAUUUUAUGUGUUUUUUACUGAAAUGGACAUUUUUAUCAGCUUGUAGUGUAAUUUAAUCAAUAUUAUAUUGUAGCGUUUGUUGAUAUUGGUAAAUAUUGUUUGACCAAAUAUAUCUUCCCAAAUAAAAGUUCAACAGCAUCAAAAAGUUCUGCCUGUG
Molecule: messenger RNA, 1648 nt
Organism: Cottoperca gobio
Lineage: Eukaryota; Metazoa; Chordata; Actinopteri; Perciformes; Bovichtidae
Gene: tsnare1
Product: T-SNARE Domain Containing 1
Exons: 12
Coding region: 149-1012 (287 amino acids)
Biological process (GO): vesicle-mediated transport; vesicle fusion; intracellular protein transport
Cellular component (GO): SNARE complex; synaptic vesicle; membrane
Molecular function (GO): SNAP receptor activity; SNARE binding
Source: RefSeq, a predicted model, not a curated record